Fundulus heteroclitus (mummichog) is the source of this 5139-nucleotide messenger RNA. It is a transcript of the gene minar2, whose product is annotated as membrane integral NOTCH2 associated receptor 2. Lineage: Eukaryota; Metazoa; Chordata; Actinopteri; Cyprinodontiformes; Fundulidae. The coding region runs from base 2987 to 3574 and encodes 195 amino acids. The transcript has 3 exons. The record is from RefSeq and is a predicted model, not a curated record.
UCUGUCCAAUUAAUAUAAUCUAUGUAUCGAGUACAGACUCGCGUUCUUGUGAAUUGAGAAACGGCCCCUGCUCAGUCCGCAGCCAAAGAUUCCGUUCCUGCUCAGACCGCAGCCAAGGACUCCGUUCCUGCUCAGACCGCUGCCAAGGACUCCGUUCCUGCUCAGACCGCUGCCAAAGUCUCCGUUCCUGCUCAGACUGCUGCCAAAGACUCUGUUCCUGCUCAGUCUGCAGCAAAACACUGAAGCGGGUGAUGAGCACACCAGUCCGACGCGGGUGAUAAGCACGCCAGUUUGCCGUCCGACGCUGGUGAUGAACACGCCAGUCCGGCGUCCGACGCUGGUGAUGAGCAUGCCAGUCCGGCGUCUGACUCGGGUGAUGAGCACGCCAGUCCGGCGUCUGACUCGGGUGAUGGGCACGCCAGUCCGGCGUCCGACGCGGGUGAUGAGCACGCCAGUCCGGUGUCUGACUCGGGUGAUGAGCACGCCAGUCCGGCGUCCGACGCGGGUGAUGAGCACGCCAGUCCGGCGUCCGACACAGGUGAUGAGCACGCCAGUCCGGCUUUCGACGCGGGUGCGGUACACUGAUGUCCAUCAACCUGCGACACAGGGACCAAGGAGGGUCCACUGCCUGGAUGUGAUCCGGGGACCCAGGCAGGUCUGGCGCCUACCAUCGACGCGGGGACCCAGGCGGGUCCGCCACCUACCAUCGGCGCGGGGACCCUAGAGGGGACGCCGCUUACCAUUGACACGAGGACUCAGAAUGGCCCACCGUCUGCCUGUGAUACAGAGACCCAGGGGGGUCCGCCACAUCCUGAAGCCUGUAGCCAGGCGUUUCAUGUAGCCAGGCGUUUCCUGUGCCAGUAGUAGCACAUGUUUUGUAGCUACUGGCUACAAAACAUGACAGUAAUGUGAUGGCCCUUCAAGACUAGGCCUGUGUUGAAGCACUAGCUAAGACAGUGAGCUAGUGCUAACAAUAGUUAGCCCAGGCAGGCAAUAGAUGGCGAUGGCUCAGACGAUAGUCUAAGCCACUAGCCACAGUCAGCUGCUCCAACCACAUGGAAAAACCAAGAGGCAGCUAACCUUGAGACAAUUACUACUGGCUAACUGUGGAUGGAAUUCUAAACAAUAAUAACCCAGAGUUACUGAAUAAGGACACGACAGGGGUGAAGUUCCAGCACUUUUAUUGGGAAACAGAGCAGAGAUCACAUAGAUGGGAAGUAAUCGCACCCCACGGUCCCGCUGCAGUCUGCGUCAGACCUGUCUCUGAAUAUUUUCAUUCUUGCGUCCCUUCUAAAUACCCCACAGCAGGCCCACAGUUGGACAAAACAGAGCCAGUCUAUCCUAGACAAUCAGUAUUCUGCAUAGUAACACGCAAGCAUUGACCUUGCAAUCAGCAAAUAGUGGAUCUCAUACACAGCCAUCAUAUCUGCAAGCCUCCUAUGUCCGAGUGGCGUGACACCAUAGUGACUGUAGGAUAAAAAUCCCAUGACACUAACACAAGGGAUGAGGUUAAAACAAAAUCUGCGGGAAACCCAAGAAAUGGGAAAAGAGAGAGAGAAGAGAAGAAAGGAUAAGAAGGGAAAGUAACUUUAUGCUGUCAGUGUGGCUGUCUCACAGAAACCAAGAUAAAACACAACAGCUUAUCACCUGAAUUCAAACACACAAUAUAAACAUUCAACAGACAGUUCAACAAACUCCUUCUGGAGUAAAACAUCAGCAUUAAACCUACUUCUAAUAGACCUCUGCCCAGGUUUAGUAUUGAGUUUCUAGAUAUAGAAAAUAAAUGAAAUGUUUUUUUCCUUUCUCGUGCUCUCCGGUGGGAGAUCGGUCCACCCAAGAACAUAAUGUGGCUGGGACAAGAGGCUGGUGGCUCCUUGCCAAGUGUUUCCAACUUCAGCGGCAUGUUGGAGGAGCGUCGGCUCGCCCGGUCUGCACGGAGCUGCGGUAGUGGUCCUGGUGAUCAGCUUGGCCUAAGCAGAAAAGACGUUGCCUCGUCUGUCGACAGAAAGGGGGACAACUUCUUUGUCUUCUUCUUGGGGUUGUGCGCUUCAAUUUGGUUAAAGGACCUCCUCUGUUAGUCCCACAAAAGAUGGUAAAAGGGAGACCUAGCAGAUUUGAAAAGUAAAAGGUGAUUCACGUGUUCAUGCGCAGGGUUCUCAUCUGAGAUGGCAAAGAUCCUCUCAGUUCCAGUAGAACUGCAGGAAGAGAUCAAACUAGUCUUUGCUGUGGCUAUUUUACCUAUUAGGUGGAGUUGCAGGCAUGUUGCGAGUCAGAGUUCAAGCCAUGUUGCAUGCAGAGUGCCGUAGUCCAAGCAGAUAUAUUAAUGCAUGACAGAUUCAACUCUCAUAACUAGUGUUCAGUGUGUAUACAGUAACUAAAAUACUAUUCAAUGCCAUUUAGUAAGAAACUACAUUCGCAGUUUCUUAUUUAUUGUCGUUUGUCAUAGACUGUUUUAUGUCUCUAUUGGUCUCUUGCCUUAUUCAGGUUAGCAUGCUGGGAACCAAAGUGUCAAUCAGUCAUGAAUUCUAGUUUGAUCAAAGUCCUAGUCAGGGAUACAUUAUUUACAACAGCUGUAUGUGGUAAGUGUUGGCUUGGAGCUCAAAGACAUCACCGUCUUCAGAAUACAUCGGUAGAAGUUAUUAGUCAGGGGUCAUACAUAGUGUAAUGAUGUCUUGCAUAAUAUUUAUCAUGAAGAAUCAAGAAGAAGCUUGUAACCAUUCCUUACAUAGCAGCAUCUUUUACGUAACAUGAAACUGUUAUGUGGACUUAGCUUACCCUCUCUUUUUGCUUCUCUCUCAAUGAAUGGUAUUACUUUUUUGUAUCAGGCUGUCAGUGGUAAGGUUAGGUUACCCUCACUUGCAAGUGAUACAGCUUCAUAAAUACCUUGCUUCUCAUAAAUAAUAAGCAAGCUUACCAGCUGAAGUGGGCAUUUGCAUUGAGGCUGCAGACAGGUCAAGCAGUCAAUGCAGAGAACAGCAGAGCGAAGAUGGAUAUCUCUGUUCUGCCCAACAAUAAUCAUCCUGAAAAGUUCCUACAGCUGGAUGUCGGGAUGUUGGAUGCUACACAUGGUAUGUUCCAGGUUGGCGCAUUUGUUUCCAGUCAGAGACGAUGGCAGAACAGGGUCUAUUUGCAGAGAGACCAAACAGCUCAACCUGAUAUAAACACUCCUCGAUUCCCAGAUGGAGGUCCUGUGGUGUUUGUGGACAGAUAUCUGGAGAAGCACAUAACUCCAGAAACUCUGAAGUCUAACAUCAAAAGGAAUCCUCUUUACAUGGAUAUAAAAUCCAUAAACACCGAGGACAAAGAGAAGUUCAAGCCUUCCUGGACCAUCGAAGAGUACGACACACAAACCAUCCAUGGCAACAUGGCAGAUUAUUUUAAGGACACCAAAACUCCAAAGGAUCUGGACUUCUGGCUUGAAGACCUCUACACUCCAGGAUUUGACUCUCUGCUCAAGAGAAAAGAAGCAGAACACAGGAGAAAAAGACUUUCCAAAAUUCUUCCCUCAAUAAUUUUGCUUGUUUGUGCUUCUCUUAUUGUCAUAAUUGUGCCAAUUGUGGUUUUGAAGAACUGAUUUGGAUGUUGCCAUUAUGCUGUAAAUGACAUCCUCUCUAAAGAAAAUAGAGGUAUACUAGUGGCUGGUCAGCAAUAUGAGAGACUAAUAGUGCAUGCAGGGGCUGCAUUGACGCAGUGGGUAGCACUGUUGCCUUGCAGCAAGAAGGUCCUGUGUUCUAGUCAACCCUGGGUCUUCUUGCCUGUGCUUGAGGACAACACACAGUCUAGAGGCCAUUAAAGGUCCCCGGCCAAGCUUUGUAUUACCGCAGAAACCAAGAAUACAUUCUGGCCCUCAGUGUGUCCUCUGCACACACUGUGGGAACAAAUACACCAAACACUAAAUUGUUAAAAAAAAGUCAAAUACAAUCCCAUAAAUAAAUAACCUUUUUACCACAAAAAAGAUUGAGAUGUUUAUUGCUGUGCUGUCUAACCAUGGACUAGAAUUCAGAUUGAAUUAAUAACAUCUACCAUGAGGGAGAAGUUGGGAUGGGUUGUAGCAAAGGAAUUUCACAGAUCCACACAGAGACAGCUCUCUCGGCAGGGUCCCUAGUAGGAGCCUAGAUUACUCCUCACACUAUCUCCCACUUCUUGCCUGGGACUCUGAAGGAGAGGGUGGCUGGGGCCAGCCACUCAUACCGGCCAGCCAUGCUCCUUCAUAAGAUUCAAAAGACACACAAGCGGACAAUGGGGAAAAACUUGUCCUCUGCGGAGCGGAGGACCCGACUGGGUCCGGAAAUCUGCCGACUAGAUCGAAGCUAAGUUUGCAGUCUAACUUCUGCUAGACGCCAAAGUAAACAAUCCAUCAAUGCCAAACCCAGCUUUGUUUAUUAUUCUCAGCUGUUGCAGGAAGCUGAUUCUAGACAAUGUGGAGCGGCCAAAAGCCGACACAGGACUCAGUAUCCCAAGCUGAGAGCAAAAGCUGACCUGGAGCCGCCGCUGCAGGGCUGAGUUUCGCAUGCCGGGGAGUUCGACUACAUGUAGGACCUCGGAACGGCCUGUUCCGACCGCGUUUCGGCUAGCUCAUGGCCGCCUUUCUGCUGCUGCUAAGCAGCUAUCCCCUGCUUUCAACUUCUCCCAACUGGAUGCCCAAACCAAACUGAACUCACACGGAGGCACCGAUAGGUUUGGCAGAGAAACAAACAGAGAAAGUUAAAUGGUUUAUUUAAAAGGUUUACUUAAUGCAUUGUACGAGAUUACAGAGACUGGACUGCAAAGUUGGUUCCCAUGGAAAUUACAGAUAAAUGGACUCUGAAGGCAAGGUGUCUGGUGAGGGGAGGCAUCCACCAUCUCGCGUCUGCUCUUCUGCACCAGCUGACAAAAUUGAACAAAGCUGUUUCGGCAAUCUGUACUUUGCGACUGGUUUGCUCAGCAGUCAGAGUGAAACUUAGCUCUGUUCGAGGGUGUUGCUUCCCCUUGGUCAUUCCAUUGAAACAGCAGAUGAGUUCAGCAGACCCUGGGUCAAGCAUGGCUUGUGUAUCAGUCAUGGGCCCGUGCAGGGCCCAUAGUCUGAGCAGCUUGGGGAGGAGAGCGGGUCGCAGAAGAGAAGAGCUGAAGAAGGGGGUCUGAAAAAUGUGUGCUCUCACU